Molecule: messenger RNA, 2955 nt
Organism: Lentinula edodes (shiitake mushroom)
Lineage: Eukaryota; Fungi; Basidiomycota; Agaricomycetes; Agaricales; Omphalotaceae
Exons: 2
Coding region: 1-2955 (984 amino acids)
Biological process (GO): actin cytoskeleton organization
Molecular function (GO): actin binding
Source: RefSeq, a predicted model, not a curated record
AUGGCCGUGCUUGCACCUUCGGAUUGGCAAUAUUUACCUAGAGACAGCCACGCAAUGGACUUACCUUCCAACAACUCCAGACAGCAACGGUCGUCGCCUGCUAACGACGGCACUUCGCCUUCCCCUACAACAGCACCACCCCACGGUAGCCAUCCUCAGUUUCAGCAGAUGAAUCAUCAGCAAUCACAACAGCCACCACAACAGCCUUAUCCUUAUCCGGUCCAGCAGCAACCGCAGGGAAGCUGGACUCCUUCCAUAUCUGCUCAGCCAUUCUAUCCUUCUUUCUAUCAAAACCACCAACAAUCGCCUCAGGGUUAUCCACAACUACCACAACAAGCUCCUUAUUUCGACCCGGCAAAUGCGCAGUUGGCUCAAUGGGCCUAUCAGCAGAUGAUGUUCAACGCCCAACAAGGCUUUAUCCCUCCACAGCAAACUCGUUCAUCUUCAGGAAGAAGUGGUUCAGGUCCUUCGCCUGAUUACUUUGCUCAAAAUCAGAUGAAUCCCAUGUUUAACCCGUUCCCGAGCGGAACACCACCGCCACCUCACCCCAACCGAACUGCUUCCGUUGAUCAGCAACAACAGCAACAACAACAGAACGGACAAUAUCCUGGCUUUCAUCCAUAUCGGAGGCCUGUUCGUCAAGGAUCAUCUCAAAGUCAUCCACAUGCAGUUGACGGUGAUUGGCGGCCCGCCAACAUGCCAAUUCCUCCUUAUGCACGUCCAGAUGCGUCAGGUUCGAGUUCCUCUGUGAACUCAACCAAUAGUCAGCGUCAACGCACGAACAGCAAUCAGAGCGGAAACAGUGGGCAAAAUACUCCCCCUGGAGGGAGCAUACGUAGUAGAAAUGGUUCGCCAGCUGCCGCGGGUAAUCAACAACCCGUGUCUCCUGCUACUGCUGCUAGAUCAUCGCCUUCCGGUUCUACUUCAUCGACGAGCUCCGCUACGCCUGCCGCACCAAAGCUUCCCCAUAAUCGGAAUUUGUCAUCCUCUAGUGCAGGCUCGUCUACAGCGUCCAGUCGGCCUAGUGGAUUAGCGCCGUCGAUCACAUCUCCUCCGAUGUCCACAACCUCCUCUACACCUCCUUCUUCGGCCUCCUCCUCCACAAAUCUCCGUCCUGCUAGACCAUCGCCAUUGUCACAGGGUACUUUCACUGCGUCCGAAAAACGAAUGUCUCGCGAUGACAGUGAUCUUGCUGCUAUGUUAGAGUCUACACCUAGUGCUGCGAUGAUUCGGAGUGGUGGUCUUAAGGGACGACUACGUCGUGCUCUCACUUUCAAUGCACAACAACAAGCGUUGAAGGAGGAGGAGGAUGACGAUGACGCUUCCAUCAAAGCUUCUGCCCUCGGCUCGUCUUCUUCAAAACUCAAACCAAAAAGUGCACACUCCAUCAACACAGUUGUUGGUCAAUCCAACCCUGGAGGUGGAGUACCUAGUCCCGACAUUGAUGAUGCUGAAUCAACCGCUACUGUGCAGACAAAGAAGAAGAGUCGUGCUGCGUCGUUGUUUAACUCGCGCCUGAACGCUAGCACGGACAACAUCUCGCUGUCAAGUACAGUUAGUAGUGCCAGCGUGAUGAUACGGAAAUUAGGAAGCAUGGGUAAGCUUGCUCGACGGAACUCUCUAGCGGGGAUCACGUCUUUAUUCAAGGACAAGGAAAAGAAAAACAAGGAGAAGGAGAAAGAAGAAGGCGAAUCUGCGGAUAAGAAGGGCAAGAAAAAGAAGAGCGCAAAGGCUGAAGCCAGCGAAGCUAGUGUCUCUCACGUCACCGCCGAACUGGAUCGCAGCGCUGGUGACUGGGGUGGGCCCGAGAUGAACGGGUUAAGUCCAGCUGCGAAGUUGGCUCGGCAGCAUACGCUUAAGAGUAACGCCGAAGCAGCUGCGAAGGCCAAGGCUCAGCAGGAGGCAGCAGUAGCAGCAGCAGCAGCGGCAGCGGUCAGUAGUACCCAGCCGAACGGGUAUGGAUCCGGAGCCGGAGUGCCUACGUGGGAGAAGAAUACACAUACGAGGCAAGGAUCAGUCUCUCCUGUUAAAGGCGGCGGUGGGUUCAGGAUAAAUGAGGACGGGACAAGAGUGUUGGUGGAAGAUGAUGAUGAGGAUAGGAGUGAUGACGGGCAUUAUGGCGUCCCUACACAAAGUACUGGCGAGUACAAUCCAGAGGGCUGGGAUGAUGAUGAGGAUUGGGAUGGAGAGGACGAUGAGGAUGUGACGAUACGCAUGGGGAUUGGGCGGGUUAGUCUGGAUAACGAGUACGAAGAACCGGACCCUUGGGCGACUGAUAUCCGGAGGAGUGUAGAACGAACACGAGUGCCAGCGAAAGGCAUACUGAAGCAUGCUGCCACUUAUGAUCAGAAAUCUUAUAUGACCGAGAACGUCACAGCCAACAGACUGCGAUCCAAUUCGUAUAAUUCUCAUACUCAUCAGGCAGAACUCGGUCCAUUAGCACGGAUACCUUCGCCAGAUCCCGAUCAUAUCGAUGGUCUUCACAGGCAUGGGUCACAUUCGUCAGGGCAUGGCUCAAACUCUACCGUUACUGCCGCACCUACCAUUCCUCCUCUUUCCUUUGAACCGUCGGCUCCUUCACCAAUACGAGCGACUAAUUUUGACUCACCCAGAGACUCCAUUGACUCGACAUCAACCGUCUCGCACGUCCCACACGCUCCCGAAAAAUCGUCGCUACUGUUCAGUCACUCCAACUCUUCCGCUCCGGCCUUAUCAACCAUCAGUUCAAAGGCGCCUACAUUAACCCAUCGGUCAGCAACUACACCUAGCAAGCGGCUUGCUUUUGCGAAUAACUUAUCGGUGUAUGACACGUUUCCUUCUUCUGUCUAUGACAGACGAAGUGAACCGGCUACCUGGAGUCGGCUAACGCCAGCACUGGCGCAGAGAAUAAAGGAGGAAUUGAAUUCGUACAAGAUGGAGGAAAUGGAGGUUCACGCUGCCAGUCGAAUUCAGUGA